UUGUCCCCCAAAAACUCACUCUCAUUUCCAAAUUUCCUUUUCCCCUCUAUUUCCCAAUUUCAAAUCCCUGAAAUAUCACUUCUUUUAUCCUUCAAUUUUCUGCCACCAUCAUGGCCGUCAAAGCUCCGGAGAAGGCGAAAGCCAAAGCUUCAAAGGACCCAAAAUCUAAGAAAACUUCCUCUGCUCCUAAGAAACCCAGAGCCUAUCCUCCUUACAGCGAGAUGAUAAAGGAGGCUAUAGUGGCGUUGAAAGAGAGAACCGGGUCGAGUCAGGUCGCGAUCGCCAAGUUCAUAGAAGGGAAGCAAAAUCCUAACUUGCCUGCUAACUUCAAGAAGCUAUUGCUUAUUCAACUGAAGAAACUUGUUGCUGAUGGCAAGCUUGUUAAAGUUAAGAACUCCUUUAAGCUUCCUCCUAAAGCUACUUCUGUCUCAGAUGCUAAAGCAUCGGCCAAGCCGAAGGAGAAGACUGAGGCUCCCACUAAGCCUAGGGGCGUAGCAGGGAAGCAGAAGGCUGCAGCGGGGGCAAAGCCAAAGAAGGCGGUGGAAACUACAGCCGUGAAGUCUCCAGGAAAGAAAGCCGCAAAAUCUACGGCAGCGAAAUCGCCGGGAAAGAAGGGGUCAGUUUCUAAGAAGAAGACGCCGGUUAAAGUAACGAAAAAGCCAAAGAGUAUUAAAUCACCGGCCAAGAAAGUGACGGUCAAGAAGGCGAAGAAGUAGGGAAGUCGUGCGUAUUUGUCGAGCGGUUUUCGUGCGUAGAAUUUGUAAAUUUGGGGUGGUUGGUUAGUCCGUUAGGCUUUUCUAUGUAGAUUUGAGUAAAAAAAAUUAAAUUUAGUUGAAUGAAAUCGCUUUGAUCUCUA
Hevea brasiliensis (rubber tree) is the source of this 856-nucleotide messenger RNA. Its product is annotated as histone H1. Gene Ontology annotation, molecular function: nucleosomal DNA binding; double-stranded DNA binding; structural constituent of chromatin. Gene Ontology annotation, cellular component: nucleus; nucleosome. The record is from RefSeq and is a predicted model, not a curated record. The coding region runs from base 111 to 716 and encodes 201 amino acids. The transcript is spliced from 2 exons. Gene Ontology annotation, biological process: negative regulation of DNA recombination; chromosome condensation; nucleosome assembly. Lineage: Eukaryota; Viridiplantae; Streptophyta; Magnoliopsida; Malpighiales; Euphorbiaceae.